AUGUACUUUGGACGCCCGGAACACAUAAUAAAACUGUUGAUGGAGAAUGUGCGAAAUUUGCCUCCUCCAAAGGGCAAGCUAGAACCGCUGAUCGAGUUUGCAUUUGCGGUGAAAAAUAUGUGCGCUACCAUUAGGGCAAGCAAGCUAGAUGCGCACCUGAACAACCCUACGUUAUUACAAGAGCUUAUCGAGAAGACGGGACCUGAUAUGAUGCUUAACUGGGCUCUACAUUCAAAAUCCAUACCCUACCCGAACAUACAGCACCUAGCGGAUUGGUUGUUUGAAUUGGCGGAAGCGGCGAGUCGCGUAUCUACGCCCAACAUAUUACUAGAAAGCGACAAGAAGAGAAUCAACAGAGGAGUGAUGCAUACACAUACCGCAGCGCCUACAGAUAGCCCUAAAAACACAGUCUGUGCGAUAUGCAAAGGACACCACAAACCAGUGUCUUGCGAAAAGUUGUUGCGGAUGUCAGUCGAAGCCAGGUGGAACGCGAUAAAUAACCAUCACCUAUGUGCUCAGUGCCUCAAAAACCACAAGGGAUCCUGCUGGAGUCGCGUAGCUUGCGACAUAAAUGGCUGCAAAGCAAAACAUCACCGUCUCCUUCAUAAGGACGUGACGGAAAGCGUUCUGCACAAUCAUCGUGGGUCACUAACCAACCAGCCGGAAUGCUAUGUUCGAAUCGUUCCAGUCACUUUGCACUCCAAUUCGAAAUCCGUCGAUAUCUACGCAUUUAUGGAUGACGGAUCGACUCUAACACUUGUAGAAGAAAAAUUGGCUGAUGCGCUCGAAGUGAAAGGUUUCGCCAAUCCACUAUGCAUUAGAUGGACCGGCGAUGUUAGUCGGCAGGAGCCGGAAUCCAAGCAGCUGAACUUGAAAAUCUCAAAACAAGGACUGGGCAAUAAAUUGUUUAAAGUAAAUGAAGUCUGUACGGUUAAGUCAAUUGAUCUUUCAGCCGAGACGAUGAUAGCAGAUAGGAUAAAACAGAGAUAUCCGCAUUUAAAAAACCUGCCUAUCCCGAGCUUCAUUAACGCAAUGCCUCAAAUGAUAAUCGGCAGUAAUAAUCCGAAUCUCAUAGCUUCGCUAAAGGUGCGCGAAGGAAAAUGGCAGCAACCAAUAGCUGCAAAAACGAGACUAGGAUGGACUAUAUAUGGCGGAUCGGGACGAUCUGGGGGAGGACUCAACCUGCAUCGCUGUCAAUGCGAUCUGGAUUUGCAUGAGAUGGUUAAAAAACAUUUGCUAACGGAGGAAAAAUCACCGCCGAUAUUUACCAAGUCCCCUGAUGAAGAGCGAUCUCUACAGAUUCUGGAGGAUACUGUUAGUUACAGCUCGCGGACGUACACCACGGGAUUGCUUUGGAAAGAUGGCCCCCGUGUAUUUCCAAAUAGCCUGCCGGUAGCAAAACGACGACUCUUAUGCAUGCAAAAGAAAAUGGCAGCAGACCCUCAUUUUGCGAAUGAGCUACAUAAUCAAAUACAAAACUUGAUAGCCAAAGGCUAUGCCAGAAAGUUGCCAGAGGAAGAAACCAGGGAGAAACCCGAAAACGCAUGGUACUUACCCAUUUUUACUGUUCGAAAUCCACAUAAACCUGACAGGGUAAGAUUGGUGUGGGACGCGGCAGCUCAAUCAUCAGGAGUAGCCCUAAAUGACUUUCUUCUAAAGGGGCCCGAUUUGCUCGUGCCCUUGCUGCAGAUUAUGUACAACUUUAGGAUGAGAGCAAUCGGCGUGAGCGGUGACAUCGCCGAAAUGUUCCAUCGAAUAGCAGUAAGAGAAGAAGACGCUAAAGCACAACGAUUCCUAUGGCAAAAUCAGACAACCGGAGUCGUAGAAACUUUCCAAUUAAAUGUGUUGACAUUUGGAGCCACGUGCUCACCCUGUAUAGCGCACUAUGUGCGCGACUUGAACGCUAAGAAACACGCGGACGAGUUUCCUGCGGCAGCUAAAGCUAUUCAGUCAAGUCACUAUGUAGACGACUACAUCGAUUCAUGCCAUUCAGAAGAAGAAGCCAUUACAUUAGCGAAGGAAGUUAGAGAAGUCCACGCGGGGGCUUCCAUAUGCGCAAGUGGUGUUCGAACUCCAAACGGGUACUCGCUGCACUUUGCGACACAACAACCUACGACGAAAAACAGUUCUUUAACAGUGAAGAGAUACACUCUUAUGAGAAAAUAUUGGGCAUGCGGUGGAGCCCACAUCAAGAUGCCUUCACCUAUGCACUAA
Messenger RNA from Drosophila willistoni, 2214 nucleotides. RefSeq lists its product as uncharacterized. The transcript has a single exon. NCBI's taxonomy places the organism in Eukaryota, Metazoa, Arthropoda, Insecta, Diptera, Drosophilidae. The record is from RefSeq and is a predicted model, not a curated record. The coding region runs from base 1 to 2214 and encodes 737 amino acids.